Anopheles moucheti is the source of this 636-nucleotide messenger RNA. RefSeq names its product general odorant-binding protein 66-like. NCBI's taxonomy places the organism in Eukaryota, Metazoa, Arthropoda, Insecta, Diptera, Culicidae. The record is from RefSeq and is a predicted model, not a curated record. The transcript is spliced from 4 exons. Gene Ontology annotation, molecular function: odorant binding. Bases 1 to 636 code for a protein of 211 amino acids.
AUGGCUACCACAAUCAACGGCAUCCGGGUGUGCUCUUGGACUAAAGUGUUAGCACUCUUGUGGCUCGUUCAACUUGCCACCGGUGAGGUUAGUUCGGUAUGCAAGACGAUGCCUGCGUUCGGUAAGGAGGAUAGCGAAGAAAAGUGCUGUAACAUCCCCGAAAUGUUCCCGAACGAAACGAUACACGCAUGCAUGGGCGAAUACGACCAGUCCAGUAUGCCGCAAUUGCAGAAAAGUUGUAAAUUUACCACCUGUGUACUGAAGAAGCACAACCUUAUAAAGUCCGAUAACCGAUUGGAUACGGAGCAGAUCAAGGCGUACAUUAAGGACAAGAUAAAGGCAUCCGACGAAUGGAAGCGGCUGAUCGAGAAGGCGGUACUGCAGGAGUGUUUACCGAUGGUGGAGAAGGACAAUGCUGUGGCGAAACAAGUGAAGUCAGCGCUAAGCGACUGUGAUGCAAUAGCGGGCCUCACCAUGGCGUGUGCUGCUGCCAAGCUCUACUCAAACUGUCCCACCAAGGAUUGGACUGGAAGUACCACGUGCGACGAAUGGAAGACAUUCUUGUCGAAGUGUUCCACCACGAUGGAAGAUUUGAACGAAAUGUACAUACUGAUAGAAUCUCAAAAGAUGGAAUAA